Cucurbita moschata (crookneck pumpkin) is the source of this 2176-nucleotide messenger RNA. Its product is annotated as transmembrane 9 superfamily member 1-like. Gene Ontology annotation, biological process: protein localization to membrane. Bases 80 to 1870 code for a protein of 596 amino acids. NCBI's taxonomy places the organism in Eukaryota, Viridiplantae, Streptophyta, Magnoliopsida, Cucurbitales, Cucurbitaceae. Gene Ontology annotation, cellular component: endosome; trans-Golgi network; membrane. The transcript is spliced from 12 exons. The record is from RefSeq and is a predicted model, not a curated record.
AGCCUCCCAGCUUCCAUUGUUGGGAAGUGCAGAAACUGGAGAUACAGGAGAAGCAACCAGCCAUUGCAGACUCUCUGCCAUGUCUUCUUUCGUACGCUUCAUUCCUCUAACAUGGCCUUUCAUCAUCAUCUUCUUCUUCUUCCUCUUCUUGCUUUCUCCCGCGCUUGCCGCUGAGUCGGAUCACAAGUAUCAACCAGGGGAAUCAGUUGUUCUCUGGGUAAACAAAGUUGGGCCUUAUAAUAAUCCACAAGAAACAUACAAUUACUAUAGCCUUCCAUUUUGUCAUCCAUCAGGGGACUCUGCUCACAAAUGGGGCGGUCUUGGUGAGGUCCUUGGUGGAAAUGAACUCAUUGACAGUCGGAUCGAAAUAAAGUUUCUGAAAAACAUGGACAGAACUACUAUUUGUCCGCUUCAUCUUGACGAAGCAAAGGUUAAACUGUUUAAGAAUGCAAUUCAGAGAAGUUACUGGCUUGAACUCUUUAUAGAUGAUCUGCCGUUAUGGGGCUUUGUUGGAGAGUUGCCUUCAGACAAGAAUAGUGAAGAUGAAAAGCAUAUUUUGUACACUCAUAAGAAUAUUAUUAUUAAAUACAACAAAGAUCAGAUUAUUCAUGUGAAUCUUACUCAAGAGAGCCCAAAGUCAUUGGAAGUUGGAAGAUCUUUGGACAUGACAUAUUCUGUCAAAUGGAUACCUACCAAUGUCACUUUUGCCCGUCGCUUUGAUAUCUAUUUGGAUUAUCCGUUCUUUGAGCAUCAGAUCCAUUGGUUCUCAAUUUUUAAUUCUUUCAUGAUGGUUAUCUUCCUCACUGGUUUGGUCUCAAUGAUAUUAAUGCGGACUCUUAGAAAUGACUAUGCAAAAUAUGCUCGGGAGGAUGAUGAUGAUCUGGAGACUCUGGAACGAGAUGUCAGUGAAGAGUCUGGCUGGAAGCUUGUACAUGGAGAUGUUUUUAGAUCUCCUCGCUGUCUGGUUAUUCUAUCAGCUGUUGUUGGCACAGGUGCUCAGCUAGCAGUGCUUGUUCUUCUCGUUAUCUUAUUAGCAAUUAUUGGAAUGUUGUAUGUUGGGAGAGGCGCAAUUAUUACCACUUUCAUUGUAUGCUAUGCACUUACAUCAUCUCUAUCAGGUUAUGUGAGUGGUGGAAUGUACUCACGCCAUGGUGGUAAAAGUUGGAUAAAGUCAAUGAUCCUUACAGCCUCUCUAUUUCCCUUCAUGUGCUUUGGAAUCGGACUCGUUUUGAACACAAUUGCUAUAUUCUAUGGUUCUUUAGCAGCUAUUCCGUUUGGCACCAUGGUCGUUGUUUUUGUCAUCUGGGCUUUCAUUUAUUUCCCUCUAGCGCUUCUUGGUACAGUUGUUGGAAGGAACUGGAGUGGCACUCCAAACAACCCUUGCCGUGUGAAGACCAUCCCUCGUCCAGUUCCUGAGAAGAAAUGGUACCUCACGCCGUCUGUGGUGUCCUUGAUGGGUGGAUUGCUACCCUUUGGCAGCAUUUUCAUUGAGAUGUAUUUUGUCUUCACAUCUUUCUGGAAUUACAAGGUGUACUAUGUCUACGGCUUUAUGCUGCUGGUUUUUCUGAUUCUCAUUAUUGUUACUAUUUGUGUGACAAUUGUUGGGACAUAUUUUUUGCUCAAUGCUGAGAACUAUCACUGGCAGUGGACUUCUUUCUUCUCUGCAGCCUCCACUGCUGUUUAUUUGUUCUUGUACUCAAUAUACUACUUUUAUGUUAAGACAAGGAUGUCAGGCUUCUUCCAGACAAGCUUCUAUUUUGGAUAUACAUUGAUGUUCUGUCUCGGUUUAGGAAUUUUAUGCGGAGCUGUGGGCUAUCUUGGCUCCAACUUGUUUGUGAGGAGGAUCUACAGAAACAUCAAAUGCGAUUAAGGGUCGGUACAUGAGAAAGAAGGAAGACUGCACUCGGCUUCACUUUUCGCUCGAUCACGUGUUUCGACUUCCCCAGAAGAAGCGAUCGUGUCAUAGUGCAGGCAGGUAAUAUCAUGCAAACUUCUGUUGAAUUGAACUCUUGAGUGUUAGUGUUUGUGGGUGCAUGGUUUUUAUGCAUUAGGAGUGCCCAUGAUUUUUUUCUUUUGUGAUUCUCCGGCUGUAAGUUAGAUUUCGUUCACGAGAAGAGCAGAGAUCUUUUUUCCCUUUUAAUGAUAUAGAAAAGUUGGCAAAUUCAUAUUGCACUCU